This is a messenger RNA of Sabethes cyaneus, 1518 nucleotides long. RefSeq names its product cytochrome P450 4d8-like. The transcript is spliced from 6 exons. The coding region runs from base 1 to 1518 and encodes 505 amino acids. NCBI's taxonomy places the organism in Eukaryota, Metazoa, Arthropoda, Insecta, Diptera, Culicidae. Gene Ontology annotation, molecular function: monooxygenase activity; heme binding; oxidoreductase activity, acting on paired donors, with incorporation or reduction of molecular oxygen. The record is from RefSeq and is a predicted model, not a curated record.
AUGUUGGCAGAGGCUAUCGCAAUUAUUUUUUUGACUUACCUGGUGGUCAACUUUCUGACAACCAGGAAGCAAUUGAAACAGAUGGCUACCCAUUUUGUCGGUCCGAAGCCGCAUCCAGUUUGGGGUAACGUGCACCUUUUUGCCUAUCAGGAUGUUCCAGGGAUGUUUGAAACCUUGGUUGGAUUUCAUACAUUGUUCGGUAAAGACGUUAUCACCUGGGGUCCACUAAAUUUGACGAUGCUCAAUCUGACCAGUGCUGAGAAUGUGGAGAAAGUUAUUAUGGCUAAGAAAACGAAAAAGUCAUUCAUCUAUGAUUUCGUCAGACCAUGGCUCGGUGAUGGUUUGCUGAUUUCCAGUGGUGAAAAGUGGUUCCAGAGAAGGAAGAUUAUUACUCCAACGUUUCAUUUCAACAUAUUGGAAAACUUCGUUAAUGUAUUCAAUAAGGAAAGCGACAUAAUGGUAGAGGUUCUCAAGAAACACGUCGACGGGUCUGAGUUUGACAUUUACAAUUAUGUUACGCUAAUGGCGUUGGAUAGCAUUUGUGAAACAUCAAUGGGAACCGCUGUCGAUGCUCAAAAGAAUCCCCAGAACAAAUAUGUUCAGAAUGUAAAAAGAAUGUCCGUUCUAAUUUUACUGCAAACAGUUAGCUUCCUUUCGGGAUUUCCCCUUCUGUAUGCACUUUUCCAUCCGAAGGGAUGGGAACAGCGAGGCAUUGUUAAGCAGCUUCAUCAGUUUACCGAUUCGAUUAUCGAACAAAGGAGGACACAGCUGGAGCGGGAACAAUCAAAACAGAUUGAUUUUAACAAGGAUGAGGAAAAUUUGUAUGCCAAACGUAAGAUGACAUUUUUAGAUUUGCUGUUGAAUGUUCGAGUGGAAGGAAAACCUUUGUCCAACUUGGAUAUUCGGGAGGAAGUCGAUACCUUUAUGUUUGAGGGCCAUGACACUACGACUAGCGGAAUUUCGUUUGCCAUAUAUCAACUUGCUCUAAAUCAGUCUAUCCAGGAUCGCGUGUAUGAUGAAGUGGUAAAAAUUCUAGGCCCAAAUCCUCUAUCUAAAAAUCUCACUCAUCAAGAACUUCAAGAUUUUCGUUACCUUGAGGCUGUGAUUAAGGAAUCAAUGAGACUAUUUCCACCUGUUCCACUUAUUGGCCGACAACUAGUGGAAGAUUUGGAAAUGAAUGGAACCACCUUAAAAGCCGGUCAGGACAUUCUCAUUCCAAUCUACGUAAUCCAUAGAAAUCCGGAAGUUUUCCCCGACCCGGAACGGUUCGAUCCGGAACGGUUCACGGAAGCGGCCGAAUCCAACCGUGGACCGUACGACUAUAUUCCGUUCAGUGCCGGAUCAAGAAACUGCAUUGGGCAACGUUACGCCAUGCUGGAGAUGAAAGUCACGCUGAUCAAAUUGAUUGCUGCUUACAAAAUUCUACCCGGAGAAUCGUUAAGACAACUGAGAGUUAAAACGGAUUUAGUGUUGCGACCGGAUGAGGGCAUUCCGGUUAAAAUAGUUUUAAGGCAAUGA